Penicillium oxalicum is the source of this 93-nucleotide messenger RNA. RefSeq lists its product as uncharacterized. NCBI's taxonomy places the organism in Eukaryota, Fungi, Ascomycota, Eurotiomycetes, Eurotiales, Aspergillaceae. Bases 1 to 93 code for a protein of 30 amino acids. The transcript has a single exon. The record is from RefSeq and is a predicted model, not a curated record.
AUGGCUUCCUCUGUACCAUGCGACCAGCCCUUGAUAUCCACAUGUCAAACCAUUCGGGGCUGGAAACCCAGUUCGGUGCCUCAGCUGGCAUAA